AUGGCUGUCAAGUGUGCUGAGAAAGCCCCACCCCCUCCCCACGGCCGCCUCCUCUGGCUGUCUGCUGAGGCCCACAUGCGCGCCUGCCUGCUGGCUGCACAACCCACAUGGGUGGGCCCUGCUCUUGUCCAGCUGCUCUGUGGCCUGGUUGGCCCCACACAUCUCUUCCUGCCCAGCCUGGUGCUGGACAUGGCCAAGGUCCUGCUGGGUAACUACUGCUUCCCGGAGAGCCUGAUGGGGAAGCAGGGAGCCAGGCAGGCCAUCAAGUGUGGGGAGAGCCUGGGCACUUCAGACCCUCAGACACUGGCCCACGUCCUGACGGCGGCAGGAGUGCAGAGCUCCUUGAAGGACCCCCGCCUGGCCACCUCCUAUGAGCCCACGGCAAGUCCCAGCACUCACCAACCUCACACAGAGGAACUGCUUGUCCGGCUACAGAGCAUCCGCCAUGACGUUCUGGAGGGCGACGUGGUCCUGCGGGUGGACGACAUCCCGAGCCAGGAGGUGGUGAGCAAGUUCGGGGGCUUCCUGGAGGCCAGCGUCCGGAGGGAGCUCAGGCACUGCACGGGGAGCCACAUUUCUGGCAUCCCCUACACCACCUCCUACCUGCACCCAGGAAAUCCAGCCCUGUACCUGGACGUCAUCUAUGACCGCCCCCCCCCCCAAUACAACCACCGAGAUCGGGACCUGCCCCAGGUCCUGGGGGGGACGAGGUACAGCGCCCACAGGGACUUGGUGGUCCUCACCAGCGGCCGCACCGCCGGAGUAGGGAGGACACGGCGCACAUCCUCAGUGGCGCGGGGCCAUCGUGGUGGGCAAGCGAACCUGGGCCUGGGCCUCCUGACGCGGAGGCUAGGCCAGCCCCAUUUCCUCCUCGCGGUGCCCGUGUUGGCCCCGGGGGCCCUGGGCGGGGGCACCCGCUGUGGGAAGGCAGUGGGUGCUGCCUGUGUGGACACGCCCGCGGGGCAGGCCCUAGAGGAGACCCUGCGGGAACUAGCGCUGGGGACCCCCGCGGGGCUCCUGGGCUCCCCGAGCGGGGUGUACCUGUUCACCAGCCACCGCAUGGCCAGGCUGGCCGCCGAGGAGCUGGCCGUCCUGCAGUCGCUGGGCUGGGCCCCACUGCGGGGCGAGAUCACUGUCACCGCGGGCCCCCGAGCACAGAGCACUGCCCCUGCUGCAGCCGAGGGCGGCCUGGCGCUCACGGUGCCCUGCACCCUCAUCAACAACCUCAGCGAGCGCUGGCUGGGGCGCGGGAGGCCCGAUGGCAGCGGGCUGGCCGAGGAGGCCCUGCACAGGGCCCGGGAGGUGCUGGCGUUCCACCGGGGCCUGGGCCUUGGUAAAGGGCACGUGUGUCUGCUGGAGGCUCACUAUGCACAGCCUGUCGGGCAGAUAGGAGACCUGCUAUGAGCCAAGCUGGCCAGAGCCUACUGCACAGCCAUGGACCUGGAGGCCGUGGCUUCCCAGCUCACGGCUGACCUGUAAGAGGUGUCUGUCUGGAGAUUACCAUGCUCUGGUGCUGCACAGCCUCAGGGGCUGGCACCAGAGGAGGCGCCCCCUCUCCUGCCAGCUCCUCCCCCAGGAGCCCUCCUACCUCAUCCGGCCUUGUUCAAGACAAGGUGCUGCCAGCCCGCUGGGCUACUUGCGCUUUGAGCCAUGGCUGAGCUGGAGAUCAUGAGCAUCGGGCCGCAGCUGACGCUGCUGGUGUGGCAGAGGCUGGGACCCCUGCUCUGUUCCUACUUUCCUGAGGCAGAGCACCAGUACCUCUACUCUGUCUUUGGCAGGGCCACCUCGAGGGUCACAGAGGCGGCCCUUCCCCAGGUGACUGGUCAGCGCUACACCCACAAGGACCUGCACAUCCUGAUGAGCCACACCAGCAGGUCGGCAACAAAGGCUUUUGCUCACACCAUGCAGGACCUGCGGCAGGCCACCGUCAUCAGGGAGCCCAUGGCUGGAGGGGCCCUCUCUGUGGGCAUCUACCAGGUGGGCAGAAGUCCCCUAUAUGCCUCCAUGCCCACGCCGAUGGCCCUGAGUGCCAGCACUGGCGAGACCUGGGUGGCAGGAGGAGAGCCUGACAUCACCGUGCCCAUGAGCGAGGCCCUUUCAUGCCUGGACAAAGCGGGCCUGCAUGCCAAGAUGCCCCCUGUGCUGCAGACCACCGGAACGGUCUCAGAUAACUAUGCCUCCCCUGAUGUGGCUGCCAAACUGAGCCAUCUGCAGAGCUGUUAUUCGAGGGUGACCUCUGAAGGCGCUGGCUGAGAUGCUGGGGCUGACCUGCAGGUGCUGUCUGGGGGCCCACACCUGAAGACAGCCCAGAUUCCUGAGCAUCGUGCCUAUGCAGAGGAGUCGGGCAGUAUGGAGGAGGCUGGCAGCGCCAGGCCCAGCACCGGGCCUGUGCGGAGACUGGGACCAUAG
Messenger RNA from Myotis lucifugus (little brown bat), 2409 nucleotides. It is a transcript of the gene RBP3, whose product is annotated as retinol binding protein 3. Gene Ontology annotation, molecular function: serine-type peptidase activity. The record is from RefSeq and is a predicted model, not a curated record. Gene Ontology annotation, biological process: proteolysis. Lineage: Eukaryota; Metazoa; Chordata; Mammalia; Chiroptera; Vespertilionidae.